AUGGAACCUGGACUGAGCUCUUUUCGUGUGGAAUUUCCAGACUUCUCAAACACUAUCCUGCAAAAGUUAAACCAGCAGCGCCAACUGGGUCAGUUAUGUGACAUCUCCAUCGUGGUACAAGGCCACCUCUUCCGGGCACACAAGGCUGUCCUGGCUGCCAGCUCACCAUACUUCUGUGAUCAGGUUCUGCUCAAAAACAGCCGCAGAGUCGUCCUUCCUGACGUCAUGAACCCUAGGGUGUUUGAGAACAUUCUCUUGUCCACUUACACUGGAAGAUUGGCUCUGCCAGCUCAUGAGAUUGUAAGUUACCUUACGGCAGCAAGCUUUCUUCAGAUGUGGCACGUUGUUGACAAGUGUACAGAACUUCUAGAAAGCAAUCCAACUCUCCUGUGUCAAAAAUCCACCCUCAGCAAUGAUCACCAAUCUCCUAGCAGCAGCAACUAUAAUGGCCUAAAUGAAAAUUUUGACUUGGGGACUAGUAGUCAAGCAGAUUACAGAAAGGCUGUAGAGAUACGAGAUGUUGAAAAUGAGGAAGGGAGCCCAAAAGACGAUGAGAUGUCCUCUCAGCUUACUGAACACGAAUAUCUGCCCAGCAACUCUUCCACAGAACAUGACCAACUAAGUACAGAAAUGACAAGCCAAGAUGGAGAGGAAGGGGCCAGCGAUAGUGCAGAUUAUCACUACCCCCGUCCAUUGUAUAUAAAGCCCAGUAUCAUGUCCCACAAAAGAUGGAUCCACGUCAAACCAGAAAGGUUUGAGCAGGAUUGUGAAGGUGUUGAAGCUCACCCUCCUUUUGAGGACCAUGUCUCAGAUUCCUUAAAUCCAGGGCAAGCAGAGCCUCCAAUUCAGUCUUCUGGAGUUGUAGACAGUUUUGAUUUCUGCAACAAAAAAUCCAUAGAGCCUGAAGUACACAGCGACAACAGCCAUUAUGACGAUCAUGUUGACUUCUAUGGUGCUUCAAUGGAAGAGUUUUCAGGGGAGCGGGAAGAACAUCUCGAAAGCCACGGAGCAGAUAAUGCCUCUGUUGGGUUUGGGGAAGGUAUGGAUGUUCCUGCCGGUAUUAAAGAAGAAAGCUCAUCCUCGGGUUUCACUGCUGUGGUGUAUAAACUCUACCCUUGCCAGUGCGGAAAAAGCUUUACUCAUAAGAGUCAGAGGGACAGACACAUGAGUAUGCAUCUAGGUUUGCGACCUUAUGGGUGUGGGGUUUGCGGAAAAAAAGUUUAAAAUGAAGCAUCAUCUAGUUGGACACAUGAAAAUCCACACGGGAAUAAAGCCUUACGAGUGUAAUAUUUGUGGCAAACGGUUUAUGUGGAGAGACAGUUUCCACCGGCAUGUCACUUCAUGUUCCAAGUCCUACCAUGCCUCAAAAGGCGAGCCGGCCCCAGCUGACAACUAA
Molecule: messenger RNA, 1396 nt
Organism: Staurois parvus
Lineage: Eukaryota; Metazoa; Chordata; Amphibia; Anura; Ranidae
Source: the annotation of a GenBank genome assembly